Messenger RNA from Sphaeramia orbicularis (orbiculate cardinalfish), 1560 nucleotides. Its product is annotated as peroxisomal succinyl-coenzyme A thioesterase-like. Gene Ontology annotation, biological process: acyl-CoA metabolic process; fatty acid metabolic process. The transcript is spliced from 10 exons. The record is from RefSeq and is a predicted model, not a curated record. NCBI's taxonomy places the organism in Eukaryota, Metazoa, Chordata, Actinopteri, Kurtiformes, Apogonidae. Bases 1 to 1278 code for a protein of 425 amino acids. Gene Ontology annotation, molecular function: fatty acyl-CoA hydrolase activity.
AUGCCCUACACAGACCCUCCGAUUCUCUCAGUUUACCCAAGUCGAGCUCUUGUUGAUGAGGCGUUCAAGGUCUUGGUGGAGAAUCUGCCUCCAGGAUGUCCGGUAACAGUCCACUCUCUGCACCUCUCUGAGGAUGACAAUUACUGGGAGGCUUAUGGUCAUUAUAUCAGUGAUCACAGAGGAUCAGUAUCUGUUUCAGAAGAUGUGAGUUUUGGGGGGACGUACACAGGAAAAGAGCCGAUGGGUUUGCUGUGGAGUUUGCGUCCUGUACCAGGGAGCCGUCAAGGUCUAAGGUUAAGGAAAAUGAAUGUCUGCACGCCCAUGCUGGUGAACAUCUCAGUGCACUGUGGACAUUUAGUGGAGGCCUUCAGAGACCAGACUCCUCUGGCCUCGGUGCUCACAGAGAGAUGGUACAUGGCUCCAGGAGUCAAAAGGAUCGAUAUCAGAGAGAGAGGAAUGAGAGGGACUCUGUUUAUACCCCCAGGCCCGGGACCUUUCCCUGGACUGUUGGACCUGUGGGGAGGGGGUGGAGGUCUGCUGGAGCAUCGUGCAGCCUUGUUGGCAUCUCAUGGCUUUGUUAGUCUGGCACUGGAAUAUCUCACAUCUGGAGAGAUUCCAACAGCGCGAUUGGAUUACAAUUAUUUUGAGAAAGCAUUUAAUAUCAUUCAGGAUCAUCCUCUAGUGACGCCAGACAGAGUUGGAAUAUUUGGUCUUUCCCUUGGUUCAUUCGUAACUUUUAACCUGGCAGCUAAAAGCACCAUUAUUAAUCCUCGUUGUUGUGUUUGCAUCAGUGGGUUCCACUGUCAUCCAUACAGGUCCAUGGGUGAAAUGAUACAAACGAAUCUCAACAAGCUACAUGUGGAUGAGAACAACUAUCAAAUUUGGAGGGACAUGAGCCUACCCAUACCCAGUGACAUCUCAAAGAAAGUAGAUAUGGGGAAAAUAAAGUGUCCAUUGUUGUUGGUAUGUGGUCACGAUGAUCAGAGCUAUCCUGCAGUAGAGUUGGCUGAAGAUAUUGCCCAAAUGGUGCAUGCAGCUGGGAAGGAUCACCUGCUGACCAAGGUGUUUUACCACGGUACCGGACAUAUGAUAGAGCCGCCCUACUCCCCACACUUCAGAGCCACUACUUUCAUGGCAAAAACCAAACCCAAAGUGAUUCUGCUGUGGGGAGGACAAACCAAACCUCAUUCAGACGCUCAGGAAGACUCCUGGAAGAAGAUCUUGGCUUUUCUGCAGCACCAUCUGUACUCCACUCCAAAUCCUAGAGCCAAGAUGUGAUGGACUACAAAGCACAUACAGCAUGAAUCAUUACAGAAAUAAUAUACUUCAGCAUGAUGAUAUGGUGUCAGGUCUUAUCAUUAUAGGCCUUGAAUACCAUGUACUUAACAAAGAACUCUUCUGUCCUUUAGACUCUCUGCUGUUGGAGAUAAAGACCUGAUCAGUUGCCAUAAAUUAUUAUUUAAAUUAACACAUGUUACAGAGGUGUUUUAACCACAUAGACCAUAUACAUUACUGCUGUACUGUAUACUAUUCCUCCAUAAGAUAUUUUCUUUAUAAAUA